Molecule: messenger RNA, 1046 nt
Organism: Zootoca vivipara (common lizard)
Lineage: Eukaryota; Metazoa; Chordata; Lepidosauria; Squamata; Lacertidae
Gene: NUPR1
Product: nuclear protein 1, transcriptional regulator
Biological process (GO): negative regulation of cell cycle; regulation of transcription by RNA polymerase II; negative regulation of cell population proliferation
Cellular component (GO): nucleus
Source: RefSeq, a predicted model, not a curated record
CAAACGCCCUGUGAGAGAAAAACAGACCCACAGAGAAGACAGAUAGCACUUUCAACUCCUGAUUGUUGUCAUUUCUUCCUUUCUUUUUCUCGGCUAGCUGUCAACAAAAGAUCGGUCCCAGCAUGUCGACUUCUUUCGUCCAAGUCGAGAAGCUACACCCAACGCCUUUCGAGGUGGAAUACUUUGACCAGUAUGAUUUCUACAGCCUGACGGACAGAUACAGCAGUGGCUCCUCCCGCAAAGGUCGUUCCAAGAAAGAGGCGGAGGAUCACACAAACCGCCCGAGUCCUGGGGGCCAUGAACGUAAGAUAGUAGUGAAGCUGCAACGCACGGAGCAGAAACGGAAAGGGACAGCAUCCAAGAAAUGAAAAACGCAGCUCUGAGUCUGGUCACAACACUCAGGUUCUGGACACAACGGCAACGGAGAUAGAUGAACGCCACAGAAUGGUGUUUUCUUUUUGAGGAGGAACAAGGUCUACCGCUCGCAGCCAAAUGAGUGACGCUGAAGACUGUCAAGAUGACCGCAGCCCAGCCCCAAAACCAACGAGGAUGAGACUGAGGAAGAGACUGCCGCAGCAGCCACCCCUCACACCUCAUAAAGGCCAAUGGAAGGAUGCAUAUUUAAGCUCGGAAUAGAAAAUACAACCUUCCAAGCCUUUCCAUUUGGGUUUGGGGUUUUAAAAUUGUAUUGCAAACUGCCCUGAGGUAAAUUCACAAAAGGGUUAUAUGCAGUUGAUAUACAAAUGUAUCAAAUAAACAAUAUACAGAUUUUAGUAUAUUGCCUGGGGGUGGAAACUCUUCACCUGUUUACUUGCUGAUAUUUAAUUGCCUAUGUAAAAGUCUUUGCCCUUUUCCCAAUUUUGGGGUGGUGGCGGUAGCUGGUGAUCUAUGAGUAGUACAACUGGAAGAAUCAUCGUGGGUGGCAUGAAUUCAUAGAAAGGCUGCAUCCACAGAGCAUCAGAAAGGGCAGAAGGGAAGGCAAUAUAUUCAAAUUGCACACAUCAAACCAAUGUACUUUCUAGAUUAAAUAAAGAUGUGUAACUGUU